AUAAAAUAAUAUGAAACAUUUUUGCCUAAUAAUCAUUUCAUGCUUGAUGUUUCUUCCUAAGGCACAACCAACAGAUGUUCAAUUAUUUCAGUACAGGACAAAGCUUUGUGGUUUCUCACAAUUCUUGACCAUUCAAUAUGGAAGCAUUGCAAUGCAAAGCUAUCCUUUGACAAAAAACUUGUUCAGCUAAUAGAACAUGCAGCAGUAACUAUUCUGCCAUUUAAAACUUUUAUAAGUAGUGGCAGACUUAAUUGAAUUGUCCAUCAGUGCAGCAUAGGGAGUUGAAAUCUGAAAUUGAAAAUGAUAUAUCAUGUAGAGUAGACUAGAAUGAGGAAUAAAAAUGAGGACAAGAGAAGACUCCAAGGCUUGAAAAAGUGACUCAGCUUGGAAUAUCAAAUGGAAGUGGACAAAAACUUUAUCUAUAAAAAAAUCAACGGUGCACUAAAAGAAAAACAAAAACUUAUAAAAGGGAAAACAAAAACAAUUGUUCCUCUAAUGGUGCAUCACGUUUUGGUUUGGUGGUGUUGCUGUAUAUGCUGGUGUGACGCAAUCAUUCUUAUACCCUUGGACUGAAAUAGCUUAGAUGAUUCAAGGCAUCAUCACGACCAGUUUUGCAGUGGUUUUUGCCUAAUUAAUGUUCCAUUUGAAGUGUUUUUAUUAGAUUCUUCCUAAGGUGGUAUAGCUUUUCUUUUUUCUAGAUCAAAGUGUAACAUCAGCCACUUUAUUUUCCUCUAUAUAAAGAACGGUCAUCACCACAGUUAACACCACCUCUAUCAUUUCUCUCUUUCUCUCUCCUCCUAUCUCUCUCUCUCUUUCAUUUUGAUACACACAAACAGAUUAAAGCCAAUCUUAUCCUGUCCCCAAGCUUUUUUCUACUCUGCAACAAUGAAAUUCUCUCUACAAACGAAAAAUAAUAACACAAGUCUUUUAUUUGUAUUCAUUUAUCUUCUGAUAUCAGUUAUAAGUGAGCAAUACUUGCUCACUUCAGCUGACCCUAAAAGCAAUGUUUACAUCAUUCAUAUGGGGAAAAAACAGCAUGAAGAUCUAAAGCUACUCAAGAAAACUCAUCACGAGGUGCUUACUACAGUUCUGGGAAGCAAAGAAGAAUCUGUUAAAGCCAUGGUGUACAGUUACAAGCAUGGUUUCUCUGGUUUUGCAGCCAAGCUUACAAAAACUCAAGCACAAACCAUUUCAGAGUUACCUGGUGUGGCUCAAGUCAUACCUAAUCAGCUUUUUAAGGUGCAAACCACAAGAAGUUGGGACUAUCUUCAACUGUCUUCUCGCUAUCAAACCCAUUAUGAUCAGAUUUCCAAACUGGGUGAUGGUGCUAUCAUUGGUCUCCUAGAUACAGGAAUAUGGCCAGAAUCUGAAACAUUUAGCGAUAAAGGCUUGGGACCCAUCCCGUCCAGAUGGAAGGGAAUGUGCGAAUCUGGAGAGAAUUUCAAUGGAACCAAACACUGCAACAAAAAACUGAUCGGAGCUCGUUACUUCAUCAAAGCACUCGAAGCCGAAUACGGAAAGCCGUACAUUUCCACCGAGUCUGGGGAAUUCCUCUCCCCUAGAGAUUCCAGUGGCCAUGGAACUCACACAUCAACGAUCGCAGCUGGAUCUUCGAUGGCGAACCGGAGCUACAACGGAUUAGGUUCCGGAACCGUAAGAGGAGGCGCCACCCAAGCUCGCAUAGCCAUGUACAAGGUCUGCUGGAGCCUUCUCAGCGGUGGGAUAUGCGCCGGAGCCGAUAUACUCAAAGCCUUCGACGAAGCGAUUCGCGACGGCGUAGACGUACUAUCGGUGUCGAUCGCCGCCGACACUCCGUCGUACCCGGAGGUGGACGACCGGAACGCGAUCGCCAUCGGAGCGUUUCACGCGGUGGCGAAAGGUGUGGUGGUGGUGUGCUCAGCGGGGAAUGCCGGUCCUAGUCCUCAGACGGUGCAAAACGCUUCGCCAUGGAUAUUGACCGUCGGAGCCAGCAGCGUUGACCGCUCGUUCCCUACUGUGGUCACUCUGGGAAAUAACUGGUCAACAACGGGUCAAGCCAUGUUUACAGGAGCUAAAACAGGGUUUAUCAAAUUAGCCUAUCCAGAGGUCUCUGAUCUCAAAUAUCCUCGUGACUGUAAAAACCUGAGAAGAAAAGAGAAAUGGAUGAGAGGGAGCGUAGUGCUAUGCUUCACUUCAUCGUUCAAAGAAGGUUACAUAGAAGACACUGCAUAUUUUGUGAAGAAGGCAGGUGCUUUGGGGCUGAUUGUGGCCGAAAACCCAACCACAGCUCUCUAUUCAUGCGACGAUGACUUCCCUUGUGUUCAAGUUAGCUAUGACGUAGCCAUGAACAUUCUCUACUACUUUCGGACUACAAAGUCUCCCAAGGUGAGAAUAAGUCCUACAAAAACUCAUGAUGGAAGACCAGUUUCGACUAAACUGGCUUACUUUUCUUCUCGAGGGCCUAGCUCUGUUGCCCCAGCUAUAUUGAAGCCAGAUAUUGCAGCACCAGGAGUGAACAUAUUAUCUGCAGUAUCACCAUCUGACCCAAAGAAGAAGAAUGGGUUUGCUUUCAUGUCAGGAACAUCCAUGGCUACUCCACACAUCUCUGGAAUCGUUGCACUCCUCAAGUCUCUCCACCCUGAUUGGUCUCCUGCUGCUAUUAAGUCUGCCAUUGUCACAACAGCAUGGAAUAGUGAUCCUUCUGGUGAGCCAAUAUUUGCAGAAGGAGAGACAAUGAAACUGGCAGACCCAUUUGACUAUGGAGGUGGCAUAGUCAACUUCAACAGUGCAGUGAAUCCAGGCCUUGUUUAUGACAUGGGCACAUCUGAUUACAUCUAUUAUCUCUGUUCAAUGGGCUAUAAAGCCUCUGCCAUAGCCAAGCUUGGACAAGAAAAUCACACUACUACUAGUACUACUUCUAGUUCAUUAUGUCCAAAUAAAAAAAAACCCAACACAAUUCUCAACUUGAAUCUACCAACCAUUACAAUCCCAUCUCUUAGAAGAAGCACAAGUUUCAGAAGAAGAGUCACAAAUGUGGGUCCAACAAACUCUGUUUACCAGGCCAUUGUGAACCCACCACAAGGCAUAAGAGUAUCAAUACGACCUCGUUUUUUGGUGUUCAACUCAACAACCAAGAUUUUGUCUUUCAGAGUAACAGUUUCCUCCUCUCAUAAGGUUACUACUGGUUACUAUUUUGGGAGCUUGACUUGGACUGAUGGUGUUCAUGCUGUCAGAAGUCCAGUAUCUGUCAGAACUGAGCUUAGGGUUUUCUCUAAUUAAUAGUUAGUUUCUAAUUAGUAAUGGUUUUAAAUUGAGACCAUUUUAGUUUCUUGAGAGAGAGAUAGGAAAAGGAAAAUGGAACAAAAAAAAACUUGUAGAUUUAUCAAGACUAAUAUUAAUAAAGUUUAAGACUAUAUAUGACACUUUUUGAGUUGGA
Molecule: messenger RNA, 3415 nt
Organism: Humulus lupulus (European hop)
Lineage: Eukaryota; Viridiplantae; Streptophyta; Magnoliopsida; Rosales; Cannabaceae
Product: subtilisin-like protease SBT3.9
Exons: 10
Coding region: 886-3258 (790 amino acids)
Biological process (GO): proteolysis
Molecular function (GO): serine-type endopeptidase activity
Source: RefSeq, a predicted model, not a curated record